CCCCCAUAUUAAGUUGUUGCUCAGCUGCUCUGCUCUCGGUUUUUUUCUUCCAUUCGGUGCGGUCAGGUGACUUGAAAAAAAAACAAAAAAUAAAUAAUGGGAACCGGCAGCAAGAACUACCAGGCUCCGGAAUGGCUAACCGCGGAGUUCCUGCAGGAUGUGCUGAAGGAGCACUUCAAGGAGGAGCAGCUGGCAGUCACCGAGUUGCUGGUGAAGAGCGCCCAAGUUGGUGACCAGGCGGCGGGAUUCGCCAGUGAAAUGCACCGGGCCAGCUUCAAUCUUCAGCGGGGUUCGGCGCCGAAGAGCAAGUUCUCGGUGAUUGUGAAGGAUCAUCCCAAGGGGCAGACGGGUGCAGUGGCUCAGCGGAGUAAGCUCUUCAAGCGCGAGAUUCUGGCCUACAAGGAGGUGCUGCCGCGGGUACAGGCCCUCCUCCAAUCUAUCGGAGAUCAAACGAAAAUCGCACCCACAUGCUACUACACCACGGAAUCGCCGGAACCCUUUCUGAUUCUGGAGGAUAUGCAACAGUCGGGCUUUGAGAAUUUCGAGCGGGGUCGUCUGCUGAACCUGGACUACGUACUGCCCACCAUCGAGAAGUUGGCCAAGCUGCAUGCCGCCAGCGCCGUCAUCGCCCAGGACAACCCCGAGGUACUGGAGUUCUUCGACGAGGCGCCCAUUUCCCGGAAUCCUGAUCGCCGCGACUUCCUCACCUUCUUCCCCGUGAACAUAAGAUGCGUCGCCGAGGAGGUGGCCCACUGGAAGGGCUACGAGGAGAUCACCGAGAAGAUGUUCAAGCUGGCCGAGAACGUCCUGCAAAGGGCUUUGGCCAUGUUCGAGUCCACCGGCAAGGAGUUCCGCGUCUUUAACCUCACCGACAUGUGGAUCAACAAUCUCUUGUUCCAUAUCAACAAUGAGACCAAGGAGCCAGACGAUGUGAUUGCGCUGGACUUCCAGUUGGCCUACGUGGGAUCCCCAACCAUUGAUCUCAACUACUUCCUCUACGGUUCCUUGAACGAGAAUGUUCGCAAGGUUCACUUCAAGUAUAUCGUUCUGAAGUACCAGAGGGCGCUUACAGAGACACUGCAGAAGCUGAACUACAAGGGACACAUUCCCACCCUCAAGGAACUCCACAUCGAGAUGAUCCACACCAGCCUAAUGGGUGUCAUCGGUGCCACCUGCCUGACUCCCCUGAUUUUCCGGGAGGAAGCUGGCUUCGAGAACCUCGAGGAUCUGAACUCGCGCACUGAGGACGGCGAUCGUUUCCGGCGGGAAAAUGUCGAGAAUCCCAAGUACCGGGCUUUCCUGCAGCGAACCAUCAAGGAGUUCGAGCUGUCCGGAUUCUUGGAUAUUUAACUGAAUGAACCGAGGAGAGAAAUUGACAUAUAGAGAGCACUUAAACAAAGAACCUUACAUUCGAUCAAAAGUAUUUGGGCUUCCAGAUAGAGUAAGCUUUUAUUUUUGCAGACACAUGAGUAUUUUCACACAAACAAAUAUAGUAUCGACAAUUGUUAUAAAAUUA
Messenger RNA from Drosophila takahashii, 1516 nucleotides. RefSeq lists its product as uncharacterized. The record is from RefSeq and is a predicted model, not a curated record. Lineage: Eukaryota; Metazoa; Arthropoda; Insecta; Diptera; Drosophilidae.